UUAUUUUUCUGUCCAGUCCUACGUAGCGGCGCCGCGAACACGAGGUGACGUUUGGCGCCGGCAUCCCUUCUCUCCUGGUGGAGAACAAGUAGCUUGAAAGACUUUAUCCAAGUUGCGUCUUCAGGCAAUACGAUAGUCGUUACGCUCGAGCCGCCAGUUCCGCACGAUCUGCACGAGCAAACACAUUUUCCAACUUCGUAACGCGAGUGCGAAACACGAGUUCGAGCUCUCGAGCUCUUCCCCUUCAAGUCGGCCGGAUAUCCGAAAUUUCGUUUCUAUAAAUAGAUUAGUUCACGAUAAGCGAUAUCCGAAUACCGAAAAAGUAACUUGAGGGAAGUGCAAGCAGGCAGUGAUAUGAAGGAUACGAAAACCACUGAAUAUGCAAACGUGAACGUCAAGCAAGUUUCCAACGGUAAGGACGAUCAUGUCGACUCUGGCGCGAAUGUCGACGCCGUGCAAAUCACGAUCGGCAAUCUCGGCAAGUGGCAGAUCAUCGUCUGCCUGGCGAUUUCUCUGGUCAAAUUUCCGGUAGCGUGGCAUCAAUUGGCGAUCGUUUUUAUGGCGCCUCAUCAGAAUUACAAUUGUACGGCGCCCGCUACCGUCGACUCCAAGGACCAGUGCAUGGUCAAUGUUAACGGCACCCUGGCAAAAUGCACGGAAUGGGAGUACGACAGGAGAAUAUUUCCCGAGACAAUUAUAUCGCAAUGGAAUCUAGUCUGUGAUAGGACGCAUUACGCGAAUAUCCAACAGUCUAUUCUUAUGUUCGGGGUGCUUCUCGGCAACAUAAUCUUCGGCAGCUUAGCAGAUAGGUAUGGCAGAAAAAAGCCGCUGAUGAUUUCUGUUGUUCUCCAACUGUUAUCGGGUAUUGGAUGCGCAGUCGUUCCUUGGUUUCAAGUAUUAUUGCUGAUGAAGUUGUUAAGUGCUUUGGCCACUGGAGGCACGAUGGUUACUAGUUACGUUAUUUGUAUGGAAAUAGUAGGUACAAAAUGGCGUGCCGCCAUCACCGUUUUAUAUCAAAUACCAUUCAGCUUAGGCCACAUGUCGCUGGCAGGACUCGCGUUCUGGUUUCGACAUUGGCAGCAACUACAAAUCGCCAUUACACUACCAUCUAUAAUUCUUUUAAGUUAUUGGUGGAUAGUGCCCGAGUCACCGAGAUGGUUACUAGCCAUGGGAAAGCAGAGAGCAGCGUGCAAAGUAUUGCAGAGAGCGGUCAAUAUUAAUAAAGUGGAAAAUGUGGACGUUCCCGAAAUAGUCAGAAAACAUUGCUUGCAUCAAAACUUCAAGAAAUCUGCGCUGGACCACAAGGCUUCGUUUCUAGACUUGUUCCGCACACCGAACAUGCGAGUGAAAUCCCUCUCGAUUUUCUUCAAUUGGAUCGUUUGUGGAAUGGGUCUGUUUGGCAUAUCACAGUACAUUGGUCAGGUCGGUGGUGACAUUUUCAUUAAUUUCGCAGUGUCCGGUGCUAUACAGAUUCCAGGAAACUUCGUCGCAUGGUGGGCGAUGAAUAAACUAGGUCGACGAAUCACUCUGAUCUGCAGCAAUUCCAUAACUGGCCUGGCUUGCCUGCUCUUAAUUCCCGCAUCACACGACAUGGCAUGGUUAAGAUUGCUUCUGGCAUGCCUCGGUAUUGUCGGCAUGUCGGUGUCAUUUACGACAGUCUACCUUUUCUCCGGAGAACUGUUUCCUACAGUUGUAAGGAACAUCGGAGUUGGCGCGAGCAGUAUGUGCGCUAGAAUAGGUUCCAUUGUAGCGCCGUUUGUGGUGUCCUUGGAUUACAUUGAAUCGUGGCUACCGCCAAUUAUAUUCGGAGUUCUGCCGUUGAUUGGAGCCGCAUUGUGCCUAUUAUUGCCUGAAACUGCCGGAUGUACAUUACCGGAAACGCUUCAAGACGGAGAGGAAUUUGGAAAGAAGUGUAAGUCGAAAGAAAAACAUGGAGAUCUCGAAGCAGAAGCGACAUUUUAAAAGAAAAUUGAUCGCCAUAAGAUUUUAAAUAUUUUCGCAGCCGAAGCAGUAUCGAAUUAUUAUUAUGACAAGUUUUAUGAAAAAUAAACCGAUACACUGAUAAAAAAUACAUUUUACGAUUAAUCGUGCAUAUAUUUAGUAUAAUUCUAUUUAUUAUUAUGUUAUUUUCAUAAUAUUAACAAAAUUAGCACGAUUGUCAUUGAUCAUCAUCUCAUCAUAUUCACACAUUUCUUAUAUAAUAUAUAUAAAUCAAAGCUGACAUUUUUAUAUAU
Molecule: messenger RNA, 2234 nt
Organism: Formica exsecta
Lineage: Eukaryota; Metazoa; Arthropoda; Insecta; Hymenoptera; Formicidae
Product: organic cation transporter protein-like
Exons: 11
Coding region: 355-1962 (535 amino acids)
Biological process (GO): transmembrane transport
Cellular component (GO): membrane
Molecular function (GO): transmembrane transporter activity
Source: RefSeq, a predicted model, not a curated record